Molecule: messenger RNA, 1841 nt
Organism: Limanda limanda (common dab)
Lineage: Eukaryota; Metazoa; Chordata; Actinopteri; Pleuronectiformes; Pleuronectidae
Product: calcium homeostasis modulator protein 5-like
Exons: 2
Coding region: 98-1030 (310 amino acids)
Molecular function (GO): monoatomic cation channel activity
Source: RefSeq, a predicted model, not a curated record
ACAGCAGGGAAUGACUAUAGGCUGCACAGACAGUUUUCUGUUAUUGUUGUUGUUGUUCACUUUGGGUAAUUGUGUGUAGUGUGUCCUCCCUGACACCAUGGAUAACUUCAAUGCUGUUUUUCGGUUUUUCUUGGACCAGAAAGCCACAAUUGGCUAUAGUUUCAUGGCUCUCCUGACUUUGGGCGGGGAGCGACUCUUCUCCAUGGUUGCCUUUCAGUGUCCUUGCAACCACGACCAGAACUUUGCCUAUGGGCUGAUUUUCCUGCUGGGCCCUGCUGCCGUGCUACUGGUCUUUGGUCUGUUCUUCAGCAGCAAGUUGUGGAGGGUUUACACUGGCUGCUGCCUUAAUCCCAUGAAACUUUGCCCCCGUGGGAACUGCUUCGGAUGCCUAAGGACAUUCGUGAGCAUCUUCACUGGGGCUUGUGUGGCUCCUGUAAUGUGGCUCUCUGUGGCCCUGCUCAAUGGAACAUUUUUUGAAUGCGCUGUCAGUGGUCUUGAUGAUAACCUGGUGGUGGAUGUGUUCUGUAAAAACAAGACCUUGACAUGUCGGGAGGAGCUGGCUCGAGUGCCCUGUGACCGCUCCAAACUGUCCAGUGAUGACCGCAUGGAGGUGCUGCUGAAGCUCAGGGCCCAGUCACAGAUCUUGGGCUGGUGUAUUGUCAUUAUCUCUGUGUUUGUGGGCCUCCUGGGAACCUGCUGUAAAAACUGUCGCUCCAAAGUCAGCUACCUGCAGCUCACAUUCUGGAAACGCUAUUCAGAAAAGGAGAAGGCGCUCUUCGACACCUUCGCUUUGGACUAUGCCACCAAGCUCGCCGAGAGAAACCUGAAGAGCUUCUUUGAGAACAAGGACCCGGUUCCAUUUCCUUUCCCCAACCACAAGGCAUGGGAGGAGAUCUCUGCAUAUUAUAAUUUUUCCAGGAGUGAGCAGUAUUACAGCACUCUGCAGCGGUAUGUAGAGAGGGCAGACAGGGACUUCACACCAGAGAAGAGACCUGUCAUGGAGUUUGAGCACGGAAUAGAGAUGAUCUAAAGGAAGAUGUUGUUUGUAUGUUGGAAUCUCCAUUGGCCCUGGGUCCACAUUUAUGAACAUCACAUGAUCUGCUUAACAUUUCAUGAAAAGAAAAAAUUGAAGGAACAGACAAACAGUGGUGAGACUAGUUUCACUUCACUGUAAGAAUGGACCCUUGUGGUUUGACUGAGGAGGAGCUGUCUACAGUAUGUAAGUCUUGAAUGGUGCAAUGGUGCAUAACCACUAUGUUAUACACACUAAUUCCCCCUACCUCUGUAAUCUUGUAUGCAUUUGCAGUCUUCGUUUACUAACGUGGUGCGUUGAAAGUUUGUCUUACUUUGAAUUUGCAAAGUAACGCAUGGAUAAAUAUACAGUCAAGGUCGAGCUAUGACCUGGAAGACUGAGGUCACAUUAUUGUAAUUAUCUCUGAGUAUUGGGGGCUAAUAACAACCUUUAAACUCAAGAGGCCUGUAGAUUUUGUCAUUGUAAGUGUGUUGUUUUUGCCUAAAGCACAUUUAAGCCCCUGGGACCAGUAUGGGGUCAGCUGUUGUAUUAAGGGGGGCCAGUUUAUCAAUUCAAACAAAUUCAGAUUUUUAACAAUAUUGCAGUUCAGAUGCCAAGUCAGACAAGUCAGGACAACAUGACAAAUUAACACAAGCAAUUAAAAUGGCCUUGACUAAAUUGUGUUUUUUACCACUGUAUUUCUGGAGGAAUCUCAAAGGGAUUCCACAGAUUUAGGAGCAUCCACUCUACAAUUUAUAAAACUCAAAACAUUGGUAUUCUGUGUAUCUCCUACUGGACAGCAUAAAGACAUUUGUGCUUUCCAAACUGA